Molecule: messenger RNA, 1389 nt
Organism: Sipha flava (yellow sugarcane aphid)
Lineage: Eukaryota; Metazoa; Arthropoda; Insecta; Hemiptera; Aphididae
Product: protein OSCP1-like
Exons: 6
Coding region: 306-1367 (353 amino acids)
Biological process (GO): transport
Cellular component (GO): plasma membrane; cytoplasm
Source: RefSeq, a predicted model, not a curated record
UUAUCAGUUUGAUUUGGCAACAUCGCCUCAGGUGUUUUACCAACAACUGUUGCAAAAUGGCUGACGAUAAAAAAAUUGUCGCGCUAAAAUAUAAAUGUUAUGACGUCCACGAUUCAAUUCUUUCGUUCAGAUCUAAAUACUCAUGAAUUUAAUGUUCAUUUAUUUUUGGAUUACUUAUAUUAAGUGCGUAUUUGAUUAUGUGUGAAUACGAAAAUAUAGAAACAUAUGAAUAUUUAUACUAUACAAAGAACUGCUGACUAUCUAUGUUAAAGUUAAAGAAACUAUUGUGUGCAUAAUAUGACUACAUGGGUGUUCAUCGCAUUGACAUGAUUGCUGAUGAUAAAAUAAAGAAAUAUCUUAUUUUAUUGAUUUCAAUAAGUGAACAAAUUUUAAAUGAUAUUAUUGCAGCAUCAUUUAACUGUCCAUUUUUAUUUGUUCCAACAAUUACCAUUAAUCGAGAUAUUUUAAAUAAAAAUAUAUGUUGUGCGGUGCAUUCUUCAAUUAUGCGACUAAACGAAUCUAGUAUGGAUAAAUUAAUUGGUUUGAUAGAAACCUCUGUUAAAAUGCAAAUGUUCUCAACUAAUGGUCCUAGGCAAGUACUGUUAUUAACAUUGAAUCAUUUAGAUUCUGUUCGUGAAUUGGCAUGUACAAAUCAACUGAAACAAAGUUUAGAUCUUAUUCAAUACAAUUUCUAUCAAACUUUUGAAAAAAUGACAAAUGGAGAAUUGAUGAGAUUACGAUAUACUUUAUUAAACUAUCUGCAAGAUGUAAAUGUUAAAGUAACAAUAUUCAUAAGAGAAGGUUUACAGCGAUAUAAUGGAUCAUUUGUUUCAAUUGGAAAAUGGGUUAUACCAUACGGAUGUGAGGUGCCAGGUGUUAUAAGAAUAUUUGAUAAAAAUAGUACUUUAAUAGAUAUCAACACAUUCCAUCCGAUAUCAUUUUACAAAGUAGAAACUGAAAUAGGUUCAAUAAAACCUAAUUGUCCUCGAAUCACUAGUCUUGGUCUUUCAAUAUUUAACAAUAAUAAAAAUAUUAAUGAACAAUCUGAAAAAUUAGAUCCACUAUUUAAUGAACAAACUGGUCGUGAUGGGUACAAACAAGAGAUGGACCUCUUUGUAACUCAAUUAAUGGGAAAUCAAGAAAGAAAAAAUAAAGAAAGUAAUAGUUUGGAUCUAGAAAUAUUUGAAACAUCGUUUAACAAUGAAAAGAAAAAAUUAGAGAUAAAGUUACCGGAAUACAAUAUUUUAAAUUUUAGUCAAAAUACAAAUAAUAUAUCUUUGCAAAACUUGAAAAUAGAAAUGGAUAAUUCUGUUUUAAGAGAAACAGAUAAUAUAUUAAAUAUGAUGGAAUUAUUAGAUAUAGAAUAAAUAACAUAUUAAAAUGUUAAUC